Messenger RNA from Labrus mixtus (cuckoo wrasse), 1137 nucleotides. RefSeq names its product dolichyl-phosphate mannosyltransferase subunit 1, catalytic (gene dpm1). Gene Ontology annotation, molecular function: dolichyl-phosphate beta-D-mannosyltransferase activity. Lineage: Eukaryota; Metazoa; Chordata; Actinopteri; Labriformes; Labridae. The record is from RefSeq and is a predicted model, not a curated record. Gene Ontology annotation, cellular component: endoplasmic reticulum membrane. Bases 42 to 794 code for a protein of 250 amino acids. The transcript has 9 exons. Gene Ontology annotation, biological process: GPI anchor biosynthetic process; protein O-linked glycosylation via mannose.
UUUUUUUGUAGCGUAACCCUUUAUAAUUAAACCAAGUCGCCAUGGCGAGCAGAAAAACUUCGCACCUACAACGGGACGAUUCAGACAAAUACUCGGUGCUGUUACCAACCUACAACGAGAGAGAAAACUUACCUCUGAUAGUCUGGCUUCUGGUGAAAUAUUUCGGUGAAAGUGGCUAUAACUACGAGAUCAUUGUCAUCGACGACGGAAGCCCGGAUGGUACAUUGGAGGUGGCAGAGCAGCUACAGAAGAUUUAUGGAGAGGAUAAGAUACUUCUACGACCAAGAGCGAAAAAAUUAGGCCUUGGCACUGCCUACAUCCAUGGUAUGAAGCAUGCUACUGGGAACUUCAUCUUCAUAAUGGAUGCAGAUCUUUCCCAUCAUCCCAAAUUUAUCCCAGAAUUUAUUCAAUUGCAGAAGGAAGGUAAUUACGACGUGGUGUCUGGUACUCGAUACAGUGGGGAUGGAGGUGUAUACGGCUGGGACCUCCGCAGGAAACUCAUCAGUCGGGGGGCCAACUUCUUGACUCAGGUGUUGUUGAGACCCGGUGCUUCGGACCUCACGGGGAGCUUCAGACUUUAUAAGAAGGAGGUACUGGAGAGUCUGAUGGAGCGCUGUGUGUCCAAAGGGUACGUCUUCCAGAUGGAGAUGAUCGUCCGCGCCCGGCAGCUCAACUACACAAUCGGAGAAGUGCCAAUUUCCUUUGUGGAUCGAGUUUAUGGAGAGUCCAAACUUGGAGGGAAUGAGAUCAUUUCUUUUGUGAAGGGACUGCUCACACUCUUUGCCACAACAUGAUCACUGUUUGGACGUGUGCACAGUGAUAAUUCUUCAAUAGUUGUGUCAGAGUUUUCACUAAGGGAAACUUACAGUGACAUGAUGGUAUAUGAAAAGAGGGACUCUGCUAGCACUCAUUUUGAAAACUAUUCUCUGUCAGUAACCGUCGUGAAUACUGGAGGAAAAUGGUGCUUUACAUUCCCAUCAUCUUGUUGAGUUGUUUUAGAACAUGGCACAUAGUUUUCUUCAUUCCCAGUAUAGACAGCAGACUGGUCUCUGCAUUAACACGGUUGUCAGAUGAGUUGAACUACAAGUUUACUUGCUCUACCUGUGAUUGUAUAAAAUAAACUGUAUAGUUUGCUCA